Messenger RNA from Saccostrea cuccullata (small rock oyster), 2006 nucleotides. RefSeq names its product multiple epidermal growth factor-like domains protein 11. The transcript has 9 exons. Lineage: Eukaryota; Metazoa; Mollusca; Bivalvia; Ostreida; Ostreidae. The record is from RefSeq and is a predicted model, not a curated record. Gene Ontology annotation, molecular function: scavenger receptor activity. Bases 55 to 1275 code for a protein of 406 amino acids.
AGCAUAAAACAUUUCUUAACAUCUGAUGAAGACGGACUUUCUACUGUUACAGCGAUGUCACUUAUUACUUUGAGACUUUUAUUAAUCAGUAUUAGUCUCUUCUUUCCUGAAACGUUUUGUUACCGUCAGCUUGUAUCAGAUUUAACCGAGAUUAGGCAGAGUUCUACAUAUGAGAACAAUGUAGCCUCUCGAGCAAUAGAUGGAGGGUCAGGGUUCUCUAUGUCCAGUGGAUCCUGUUCUCAUACAGGAGUAGGACAAUCGGAAGCCUGGCUACGAAUAGACCUGAAGAAAGUCUACUCAAUCAAUACUAUAGAAAUAUUGUAUCGAAAUGAUCGCGGCAGUGAUUUGGUGAACACCCAAAGAUUACACGGUUAUUCUCUGCAGUACUAUGAUAAUGAAUGGAAGGAAUGUUAUAGGGACAGUACGCCUGAUAAUGUCCCCAUACCAAUGCAGUCCACCGUACCCUGUCGCCAACACACUCAAUAUAUAAGAAUCUACACAUACACACCGAGUCCAAACGAUCAGUAUGUCUUCCUGGAAAUAUGCGAAGUAAAAAUAUUAGGUUGCGAUGUACAUCAAUAUGGAAAGAAUUGUACUCACUGUUCACGCGGUUGUAAUAAAUGUGACAUUGUCAAUGGUUGUGUAAAGUGUAAACCAAGAUUUUCCGGAGAAAAUUGUGAAUCUUGCACAGCGAAGUGGUACAACGAAGACUGUUUUCAGAAAUGCAGUGAUAAUUGCCCAAAUGACGAAACUUGUAACGAAGUGAAGGGAAAUUGUCCAGGAAGGUGCCUACCGGGAUAUAGAGGGGCCAUUUGUGAACAAAAGUGCUCAGGUGGGAUGUAUGGAUUCAAGUGCAUGAACACGUGUGAUACUUGUGUCAAUAUGUCAUGUGAUCAUAUUACUGGGUCAUGUGACCAUGGCUGUACCGAGGGAUGGACUGGGGACCUUUGUGUGGAAGAGUGCUCAAAUGGCACUUACGGUUUUCAGUGUAAGAACACGUGUGAUACAUGCGUUAAUAUGUCAUGUGAUCAUGUAAAUGGGUCAUGUGACGUAGGCUGUAUAGACGGUUGGACUGGAGAAAUGUGUGGAAAAGAACUCGGCAAAUUCAUCAAUUUUCAGUUUGCCCUGAAGGUCAUUACGGUCACAACUGUUCUGGACAAUGCCAGAAUUGUGAAAACGAGACUUGCAAUCACGUGUCAGGGUCGUGCCAGGGAUUAUGUAAAGAAGGUUGGGGAGGAGACAAGUGUCAGGAAGCUCUUAAAACCUCUACAGUGAUAUUCCCUUUUAUAUAUGUAUUAAAUGGAGCCUGUGGAAGUAUACUGGUGGUUUAUAUAGUCAUAAUUAUUGUCGUGGUAGUAAGGUAAUGUAUCUUACUUUUACGUAUAGGUAACCUUAGCGUAAGUUUGAUUGGAUUGAUAGUAUUAAUUUUUCUUUGGACAGAAGUGUUGGUUAUAUGUUUCAAUUAUUUUCAUUUCAGAAAUUUGUUUAGCUUUGGGGAAUUUUUUUAUAGUAUUUCUUAAUCAAAGUUUGAUAAUGUGAAAUUGAGUGUUUGGCAUUAUAAAUAAUGAUUCAAUCGUGCUCAAAGGGACAUUUACACCGCUUGAAUUGAUUAUUUAAAAACCAAGUUUAAUGUUUAAUAUUAUUCUUUUCUUGUACAAUUCUAAUGAUGAGCAAAAGUUUGAACACCAUUUAUUGAUUUACAAACGAGAUACAGAACUGAAAAUCCUUCAUAAUGUAAACAAGAUUCGUGUCUUGUUUUGGUUUACAUAUAGAAAAUAUCAAAUUUGAAAAUAAGAUUCUGUCAGUACAUCACUUGAAAUCGCUAAUCGCCGUCAUACUAUUGAAAAAGCUGCUUUGAAUAAGCAUAUUUUACUAUGUUUAAGCAAUGUAAACAAAAACAUGGCUCGAGCCUUGUUUACAAAACAAAGGUUUGGAUUUUUUAAUCUGUGUUGUAUCUAAACAACCGAAAUUCGUAUUUUGAUGAUCAUUAGAAAUACCUUAGUUAA